AAAUACCAUCUAGUUAUGGCCUCAACUACCUAUUUAAAUGACUGUCAUACGCUAAUUUAUGGUAAAUACAUUCUGGCUACAUUAAUAUUGUUGUACCGACCGAAAUUGCUGAGGUCGUUGUUACCGUUAUUCAUAUAAGUAUCGGCAUUAAAUACACCAACAAUAUGCGUUAAAUCGAAUAGCGACGCCGAACUUGUCCGUCCGUCCAUCACCACAGACUGACACAGACUUCGGUAAAACUACUAUAAUAUAAUAUUAUUAUACGUAUACACACACACCGAAAUUUUAUAUUAUGUAUCAUCAUACUGCAGCCGGCCGUAAUACGAAAAUAUGAAUCUUUCCCCGUGGAUGCAACAGCUGUUGAACAAGCCGGAAAACUCUUUCAUGUGUGCCGUCGAUUCAUCGUAUGUCCUUGACAAGUUCAAUCUCGUCGGGUUGGAGGAAAUAAUGCCGGACUACCAGACGGCGGCCCGUGUCGUGCUCCAGCCGUACUCACGCGUCGCAGCCGAUUCCAACGCUCAAUCGGAGGCCGAGUUGUUUUACGGUCUGGUACAUGCCCGAUACGUAAUGACGCCUCGUGGCAUCGCCAAAAUACUUGAGAAAUACGUGGCCGGUUGUUUUGGACACUGUCCGCGAGAUAAAUGCAAACGGUUUUCCGUCUUGCCCAUAGGGCUCAGCGACGAAGUCGGAGCGGACACGGUGAGAAUCUACUGUCCCCGGUGCACGGAAGUGUACGUCCCUCCGGCGGGGACGAAAGGGGCGGCUGUCGACGGUGCAUAUUUCGGCACCGGUUUACCGCAUAUGGUGUUCAUGACACGGCCCGAGUACACGCCGCUGCGGCUUAAUGAUCGGUAUGUGGCCAAGCUUUACGGGUUCCGAGUUCACGAUUCGGCUUACGACUUGCAGCGACACGAGGGCAACGAGCAAAGACGAAGCGUGCAACAGCGUGCCGGCUCCACCUCCGCCGCGAUGACCACCUCCGCUGGCAACCGUGCCAAAAACUCGACCGUCACUUCAUCAAUCCUUGGCACCACUUCCACCGCCCAUCGUUUAACACCGCCGGCCAGACAUCACAAAUUGUAAACAUUAUUAUUAACGCAUAUAAUACAACGUCCGGUUAUUAAAAACGACGAUUAUAUUGUAUAAUAAUAAAAUUCUGUUUUCUUAAAA
Molecule: messenger RNA, 1170 nt
Organism: Aphis gossypii (cotton aphid)
Lineage: Eukaryota; Metazoa; Arthropoda; Insecta; Hemiptera; Aphididae
Product: casein kinase II subunit beta-like
Exons: 3
Coding region: 331-1083 (250 amino acids)
Cellular component (GO): cytoplasm; protein kinase CK2 complex
Molecular function (GO): protein kinase regulator activity
Source: RefSeq, a predicted model, not a curated record